Guillardia theta CCMP2712 is the source of this 1351-nucleotide messenger RNA. RefSeq lists its product as hypothetical. Gene Ontology annotation, molecular function: ubiquitin protein ligase activity. The coding region runs from base 70 to 1086 and encodes 338 amino acids. The record is from RefSeq and is a predicted model, not a curated record. NCBI's taxonomy places the organism in Eukaryota, Cryptophyceae, Pyrenomonadales, Geminigeraceae. The transcript is spliced from 14 exons.
GCGUUGCGAGAACAAUCUCUCGAAUACGGAGGAGCAGGACUGGGGCGAAUGCCGCCGCAUGUUCAGGGCAUGCUUGGAGCAGCAAUAGGAUCGGAGGAACCUUCUUAUGAAGAAUUGUCAGCUUUGCAGGAGAGAAUUGGAAAUGUAAGCAGAGGAGUCCCCGUGACCACAAUUGAGCAGAAUUCCUUCACUUUUGAGUACCACCCUCCAAGCCCAACAUCCGAGGCAGGAGCAAAUUUGCAGAGGGACCCCACUCUCGCUCGCUGCCCAGUGUGUCUUUGUGAGCUUGAGCAAGGCGACGCCUGCAGGAGACUUCCUUGUCUGCACAUGUUCCACAAGGAUUGUGUCGACGAUUGGCUGAAGCGCGACAGACAUUGUCCCGUCUGCAAAACAGACAUCGUGACAGGAGCCCAGGAAACCAGGAGGGAGGCAGGAGAUCAGCAGUGUUCAGCGGCUGCCAUGCCUGGAGAGCCAGAUUUCUCACCUCCAGGAUGGGGAUCCGAUGAUGAGUUCGAGGGCCUGGGAAUCCCUGGAUUCGGUCCUCGCCCGGGCAGGAGCCAGCCAGGGGUGGGAUUUUCGAACCCUGCUGCUGCUGCUGCUGCUGCUGCAUUGACAAACACGCCGGGUGGAAGGCCGGCAUUUCCUCCGUGGAUCAAUCAAUCUCGACCAGAGAUACUUGCUGCCGCUGCUCAGUCAAGGAUCGAUGCUGCGUCAGACUCAGCUGGGAUGGUACGAGACGAUGUGACUGGGCAGAUGCGUCCAGCUGGUGCCCAGGGACCUGUAGAGCGCCUUGCGGGAGCAGUUGAGGGAGAUCUCUGGGCAGGAAUGACGAGCAGAGCAGGAGGGUGGGAGGCAAUGUACGGAGGAGCAAGCUCUUACUACGACAUGCUUCACUCAACAGGGCCUCUUGGGUCUUUGCGAAGACGAGGUGCAGGAGCUCCUCCUGGUCUUGACCCAGCCACCGAGAUGCUGAGCCGUGCUUCCUUGGAUCCUGGAAGCCACCGUCCCGGCCCUUCUCCUCAGGGCGGACCUACCAGCUCUGCAGAGGCUUUGCUUCAGCAGGUGACGAUGAUCAAUGACGCAUGAUGAACCGACCGCCCUGAAGUCCGAUCGCAAACAGGCUCGCGCACAGCAUGCCAUGGCGCAGCAGGCGAUGAGGGAAGGAGGUUUUCCUGCUCAAGCUCAGCCUCCAUCAGGCGCUCCUCGAGAGUGGAGCCAUUUCUAUCAAGGACGAUAAAGAGCGGCCGGCAAGGGCAGCCGCGACGGGCCAGCACCGAGUUUAGCUGACACCUUCAGCGGUGCCUACAAAUACGAACGGCUGGCAGGCCCUCAAAAUAAAAUGGUUGAACAG